Molecule: messenger RNA, 841 nt
Organism: Paramecium sonneborni
Lineage: Eukaryota; Ciliophora; Oligohymenophorea; Peniculida; Parameciidae
Source: the annotation of a GenBank genome assembly
AUGUAUUUAUAGAAUUCCAAUUACAAAAUACUCUAGAAUAUAGGCUCUGGAUCUGGCCAUUAAGUCUUUUAAGUUCAGAAUAUUUCAAACUCUCAAAAUUUAGCCUUAAAAAUAGAAAAAAAUUCUAAUCUUGGAUAAUUAGAAGUAGAAAUACAAAAACUUAAAGAGCUUAGUGGAAUUAAUGGUAUUCCAUAAUUAAUUGAUUAUGGAAAAACUAAAGAUUUAAAGUAAAUAUGAUCAUAACUUUAAUUAGAAGUUAUUUAAUCACUCCACUAUUAUAAAGAAAUCUUCAAGACAUAUUAAAAGAAAGUUUCAUUUCUCUUUUUAGUACUUUAGCCAUUGGAUUAAGUUUAAUUGAAAUUUUGCAAUAAGUUCAUAAAAAAGGCAUUUUACAUCUUGACAUAAAACCAGAAAAUAUAAUGAUAUCAUAACCUUAUAUUAACGUUCCAGUUGAUUAAAUUCUUACUCCUGGCUUUAUUCAACUAAUUGAUUUUGGUUUAUCUUAAAAGUUAGGUCAGAAACCUUUUUUAAAUAAAGUUUUCGUUGGCUCUUUAAGAUAUGCCAGUAGAUAAGCUCAUAAAGGAAAUAAACUUGGUUAUAAAGAUGAUUUAGAAAGUCUACUUUAUGUCUUAGUUUAUUUAAGAGAUUGUAAAUUUUUAAUAACUGACAUUUUUAGAGAAGCUGCCUUGGGAAUCCUUAAAAUAAUAAUAAUCUUAACAAUUAGAAAUAAGAAAAAUAGGAGAAAUAAAAGAUGCUAUAUUUAAUACAACAAUUCUUUCUUAAAAAUUUCCUCCAUAAUUUUAAUAGUUUAAAUCGUAUAUUGAUUCUUUAAACCAAUAGA